AUGUCGGCCGAGACGACGAUCGUCGAACGGCCCUCGGCCCCGAUGCGCACUGAGACGUUCCGCACCUCGCGCCCCAGCAUCGUCGGCCCCGACGAGCCCCAGCCGCCGUUCCCUAUCGUCCUCCAGGGGCCGGUGCAGCACGGCUUCGGGCGCGGCGGGAAGGACCUCGGGUGCCCUACCGCUAAUCUCCCGGACGAGUCCCUGCCGCCGAUGAGCAACGUCACGGAGACGGGUGUAUACUACGGGUUCGCGCAGGUGCUCAAGGGCGAGGAAGGCGAGUCGUUAUGCUCCGAAGACUCCAAAGUGUUGCCGAUGGUCAUGAGUUUGGGAUGGAACCCGUUCUAUAAGAACGAGCGCAUGACGGCGGAAAUUCAUAUCAUGCACGACUUCCGAUCCGACUUCUACGGCUACGAACUCAAGGCAAUCGUCCUUGGAUACAUUCGUCCAGAGCUGGAUUAUACAUCUCGAGAGGCACUCAUAGAAGACAUCGAGACCGAUAAACGCGUAGCGCUGAACUGCCUAGCGCGUCCUGCAUACGCCAAGUUUCGCACUGAUCCACUGUUCCGCCAAGGUCCUCCUUAG
This is a messenger RNA of Punctularia strigosozonata HHB-11173 SS5, 582 nucleotides long. Its product is annotated as riboflavin kinase. Gene Ontology annotation, biological process: riboflavin biosynthetic process; FMN biosynthetic process. NCBI's taxonomy places the organism in Eukaryota, Fungi, Basidiomycota, Agaricomycetes, Corticiales, Punctulariaceae. Gene Ontology annotation, molecular function: riboflavin kinase activity. The record is from RefSeq and is a predicted model, not a curated record. The transcript has 4 exons. Bases 1 to 582 code for a protein of 193 amino acids. Gene Ontology annotation, cellular component: mitochondrion.